AUGUACGGAGGCAGACAAUCAUCGAGUCGAAAUGGUUCAAUGAAUCAAGUAAGAAGUAACGCAGCAAGGAGAUGGCAACAGGUUGGCGCAGUGGUAGCAGGUGACGAGCAAGGACAUUCAGGUUCAGGUCCUAAUGAACUCAAUACUCCAUCGGAUAUUGUGAUCGAUAGUAGAAAUCAAUAUUUUUACGUAGCUGAUUACGAGAACAGCCGUAUACAACGCUUUCCAGUCAAUGGUAAUGGUAAUCGAACCGGAGUGACAUUCUACAAGUUUGAGAACAGUACUGAAACUAAUCCUUGGAGACCGUACGAUAAAGCUAACAAGCCAUCAGCGAUGUUUAUCGAUAGAAAUGAUAAUAUCUAUGUCGCGGAAGUCUAUUGCCCGUGUCGAGUCUUGAAAAUCACACCAGGUGGACAAGCAAUAACAUUGAUGGACGCCAAAAGUGGAGUUAUUCAAUCAUGCUCAGGAAUUUUCGUGGAUAAAGAUGACAAUAUCUAUAUUUCUGAUUGGAUACAAUCAACUGUAUUUAAAUUCGAUAGAAAUGGGAAAAAUAAGCAAGUAGUCGCUGGUGGCAAUGGCUAUGGUAGUGCACCAAAUCAACUAUAUCAUCCGAUGGGUAUUUACGUCGCCGAAAGAUCAGGUAAUCUCUAUGUGGCAGAUUUCGUGAAUCAAUGUGUGCGACGUUGGGCUCCCGGUAGUAAACAAGGUGUCAUUGUUGCUGGUGGUAACGAUAUCGGCACGAAUUUGAAUCAAUUCAAUUAUCCAUCUGCAGUUAUUGUCGACAAUGAUGAGAAAGAAGUGUAUGUCUGUGAUUCAAUCAACGCUCGCAUAGUCCGAUGGACAAUUGGAAUCAAAUCAGGAGAAGUUAUCAUCGGUGCUGACAACUUAACUAAAGAUCCGAGACAUAUGUGUCGAGCAAUGGGAUUCAAAUUCGAUAGAGAUGGAAAUAUUUAUGUUGCAGACAAUUACGGCAACCGAGUUCGAAAAUUUUUAGUUGACAAUUAA
Molecule: messenger RNA, 1005 nt
Organism: Adineta ricciae
Lineage: Eukaryota; Metazoa; Rotifera; Eurotatoria; Adinetida; Adinetidae
Source: the annotation of a GenBank genome assembly